AUGUUUUGGUAUUCACAUUCAAAAUAUGAUUAUAUAUCAGAUGAAAACUCAGAAUAUAAUAGCGAUUCUGGGGACGAUUUGCCAAAUCUAACAAGAGAUAAGCAACGAGUCUUGCGAAAAUAUAAAUAUCUUAACCACUCUGAUUGCUCUAGAAAAGAAUACCUUUAUGCCUUGAAAAAUGUUCAACCUGAAGGAUGGCGUACAUUUCAUGAAGUUAUUCGAAUAGGACAGCCACAAAAAAUUAAAAUUGAUAUGGAUGGUGAAUUGGAAAAAUUUGCAUCAUAUCUCGAUCCUUUAGAUAGAAUAGAAAAGGCUUUAGGACAAAAAUCAUUUGAUGGUUAUAUUGCUAAUACACAUCUUUAUACAUGGCAAAAAUCUACAGAUAUAAUACAUAAAAAGGAUGAGAUUAGUUUGUAUAUCAAGAAUGCUCUCCGAAUUGCUAUAAAAGAGAUGACUCGAAAAUUUACAUCACGAAUCUUAGAACUUCUUCCAGAAAGAAUGCAUCCUUUCAUUGAUGAAAAAUCACUUAUCACUCAUAUUGAGAAAGAUUCUAUAGAACUCUGGCCAUAUGAAUGGGAAGAAGAUAAAAAGCUGAAAAAUGAGUCUGUCUUACGUGAGGAGAGUGAUAUUGCAAUAAAAAUAGUAGAAAAACAAUUUCUUUUUCUGUCUUAUCGAAAUUCUAAUAAUGGCUUCGAUAUUUUUGAUAGAAUUCGGCCUACAACAUGUUCAAUCUGUGAAAAAGAGCACACGAGAGAAGCAGAUCAUAAUAAGAAAAAAGUUAUUCCUUAUUUAGAUAGAUUAAGAGCUCGGCUUCAGUAUAGAUCACAGUCUUAUUUACAAAAUAACUUUACUGCUGUUGGAAAGAACAUCGAAAUAUAUAAUGCUAAAACAAUGCAUAGCUAUAAUUUACAAGCUAAACUUACAAGUAAUAUGACAGAAAUUCCAGGAGAAGACAUGCCGGAUGUAGAUGAUAAUGAAGAUGGUGAAGGUAAUCGUCCAACUGACCAAAGCAUUAUCUCUUUAGAAAAAGAAUCCCGUAAAAGACCUAGUAAAGAUAUCCCUGAAAAUAAAUUAUCUAGUAAGAAAGUAAAGACUAAAGACGGAAAUAUAUCUAUAUUAAAAAAACUUAUUGAAGAGCUGAAAUCGCCAAGUUUUUCAACAAGUAGUACUACUUCUCAGGCUGAAUCUAUCACAAGCCCAAGUAAUUUUUCUGAUUUAUACAGUGCAAUUGUUAAGGCUGAAGAACGAAUUGAAAGUGUGAAUCAAAAAAUUAUUAUAUGCUAUUUUGCUUUUGAAAAAAAGCUUAAGGAAAGGUUAGCCGAGUAUAUGAAAGAUAAUAAAAAGUGUAGAUCUCAGAGAAAACUUUAUAAAGAAGUUGAAAAACAGCUCCCAUCUAACCUCUCGAAAAAUGCAAUUGAGAAAAGAAUAAAAAGAGCAAGGAAAAUUUAUGACCUUUUUAGUAGCAUAUAUGAGGAUAAAAUAGAAUGA
Racocetra persica is the source of this 1488-nucleotide messenger RNA. The record is from the annotation of a GenBank genome assembly. Lineage: Eukaryota; Fungi; Glomeromycota; Glomeromycetes; Diversisporales; Gigasporaceae.